CCUAGACAACAUGCUAAAUCAUCCAUGGUAGCACUACUGGCAGAGGUAACAUCGACAGUAAUUCAGUAAAACAAAGAUUGACCUGUCCUCCAAUUAUUGCAGUUGCCAAACAUGGAGUUUGAAGCUCUGAAGUAUGAACACAGAACAAGAUCAGGUGUAGGUUGAUCAAAUGACGCUCUCUUAGGCCCCCUUUGGAUGCAAGUGCUAAUAGGUAAAAGUUUCGAUCCUGAUCCUUGCUCCAGUCAGAAGCACAACUUGGAGUCAUGGUGACGUUCGAUUAUGUCGUCUUCUCCAGCUAAAAACAGUCUGAUUUUGGACGCGAAUACCCUGACAUAUCCUGCUGUGCCUCAUCCACAAGCAAAGCAAGGAAUCGUUCCCUGCCACACUAAUAGCUAGUAUAGCUCAUCUUUGUUACGUACCAAGGGAAGCUACGAAUCCCCCAUUUCCUCACUCCAGAGAUCGUAUGCUGAGAUGCUUGCGUGUCCAUGUCAUCAUCGUCUCUAACCGUUCUCGGUUCAGGUUCCGUCCCUCCACUGCACGCCGUUACUACCUUGAUCUGCCACUCCCUACCUAUAUAAUGCAUGGUGGUCGCCCACAGUGCUGCGGCGGCCUGCGGCACCCUUGGUUGAUACCUCUAGCUAGACACCGGUGACCAUGCCGACCGCCGGGGACGACAUCACGGUGCACGUGGAGUGGCUGGCGCGGCGCCUGACGCAGCAGCAGGAGGACGCGGCGGCCACGGAGGAAGACCGGAUCACGGUGAGCACCCACCGCGUGUCCCGCGUCCCGGGCCACGUCCGCAUCCGCAACCCGGACGCCUACACGCCGGGGCUCGUCGCCAUCGGCCCGCUCCACGCCAAGGACGCUGAGCGCCGCCUCCGCCCGGGCAACCGCCUCAAGAUGGCCUACCUCCACAGCCUCAUCUCCCGCGGCCACCCGGACCCGGCGGGCCACCUCGGCGUCAUCCAGGGCUACGUCCGCCUCGUCGCCGCGCGCGAGCGGGAGGCCCGCGCCAUGUACACCGCCGAGGACGUGGACGACGUCACCGCCGAGGACUUCAUCCAGAUGCUGGUGCUCGACGGCUGCUUCAUCCUCGAGCACCUCGUCAACGUCGCCACGGGCAGGGCGGAGCCGUCGCUGCACGCCACGUCCUUCGGCCCGGCGCAGCUGUCCAUGGACCUCGUCCUCGCCGAGAACCAGAUCCCCUUCUUCGUCCUCACCGACCUCAUCGGCAGCACCAGGCUGCCGGAGUUCGACACCACCGGCUACGCCCCGCCGGUCCUGCUGAUGAAGCUGGCGCUCUACUACCUCGGCGGCGAGAAGGGCCGCGACAUGAGCGAGGAGGCGCUGCCGCCCCCGGGCGCCGUCUGCCACAUCCUGCACCUGCUCCAUGCCUUGGUCAGCGCGGCGCGCACGCAGUGGGAACCGCCGACGCGGGCGAUCCAGGACGGCGCGGCGCUGGAGAUGAUGCAGGAGGCGGCGCGGCUGCUGCGGCGCCUCCCGGUGCUGCUCCUGGUGCCGCUGCUGUACCCGAUCCUGCCCGAGGAGCGGCGGUGGCGCGCGAGCUACGGGCGGGAGGACCUGCCGUCGGCGAGCGACCUCAAGCGGAUGUGGGUGCAGUUCAAGAAGGCGCGCGGCGGCGGGAAGGCCCCGGCGGGCAUCGCGUCGGUGCUGGGCCCGGUGCCGCUGGCCGUGAAGCUGGCGCACGAGGACCGGCUGCGGCUGCCGCAGCUGCGGAUCGAGUUCCAGACGGCGCCGCUGCUGCUCAACCUGAUGGCGUUCGAGCAGUCGGCGGAGCAGCGCGCCGGGGCCGUGUCGGCGUACGUGUGGCUCAUGGCGAAGCUGGCGCAGUCGGCGGAGGACGCGGGGGUGCUGGUGGCGGCGGAGGUGGUGCAGAGCAGCACGGCGGGGAGCGAGAGCAAGGAGGACGUGGCGCGCUUCUUCCGGCAGGUGGGCGCGGCGAGCGAGGCGGCGGGGGAGCUGGAGAAGAGCUACCUGGGGGAGACGCUGCACAAGCUGCGGGAGCGGAGCCAGCACCCGCUCUUCAUGAUGUGGGCGGACGUGCAGCGCAAUUACUUCACCGUGCCGUGGGCCGUCGUCGCCGAGUUCGUCGCGCUCAUCACCUUCAUCUCCACCAUACUGCAGACCUACGGAUCCUUCAAGCACUAAUUAAGGAUGGUGUUGCUUCGAGCAUCACAAUCUUCCCUACUGAAAGUUAUUAGCAGCACUCAACUCAUCAAUUUUCUUCAAGAAACAAAAUUUGAUUAAUUAAUUUGCUUGUACGGUGAUUCUUUUGUUUAUAUAUGUUCCCAGGCCCAAGGAUCGAAACUGCCUGAGUAACUGUAUGAUUAUUCUUUUGUUAAUCCUCAGUUAUAUUUUGAUUAACUAGAUCAAAACACGAACACUGAUGCUGGUCGUUCAACCA
This is a messenger RNA of Panicum virgatum (switchgrass), 2425 nucleotides long. RefSeq names its product UPF0481 protein At3g47200-like. Lineage: Eukaryota; Viridiplantae; Streptophyta; Magnoliopsida; Poales; Poaceae. The coding region runs from base 655 to 2169 and encodes 504 amino acids. The transcript has a single exon. The record is from RefSeq and is a predicted model, not a curated record.